This is a messenger RNA of Racocetra fulgida, 302 nucleotides long. Lineage: Eukaryota; Fungi; Glomeromycota; Glomeromycetes; Diversisporales; Gigasporaceae. The record is from the annotation of a GenBank genome assembly.
AUCCAAAUCUUGUAGGCCUUGACAUGCUUUGUCCGAUCGCAAUGUAUAGGCCGAAACCUCGAGUUUCAUCUCCUGCAUGGGUUCAAUAUCAACAAGAUUCUCAAAAACUUGCUGAUCAAAUUAAAAAAAAAAGACCUUCAAUAGUUGUGGAAAGUGAUUUAUCAACGGAAACUUCAUUAUUUAAAGGUACAAGGAUUAAUAGUAAAGGUGAAGAAAGACCUUUAGAACAAUAUGAUCUUGAUGUUUUAAAAUGGGAUAAAGUUGGCAUUGUCCCUGAUAUAAUCGACAAUACAAAUACCAGA